This is a messenger RNA of Cornus florida, 2345 nucleotides long. Its product is annotated as pentatricopeptide repeat-containing protein At2g01390. The transcript has 3 exons. The record is from RefSeq and is a predicted model, not a curated record. Gene Ontology annotation, molecular function: protein binding. NCBI's taxonomy places the organism in Eukaryota, Viridiplantae, Streptophyta, Magnoliopsida, Cornales, Cornaceae. Bases 277 to 2052 code for a protein of 591 amino acids.
UCUUGUUGAGUGUCGGCCCACACUCAUCGUUCACUAGCACAAAAUUGAGCCAGUUUUCGCUUAAUACGUCAUCGUUCUCAGAAACGCAGAGAGAGAGAGAGAGAGUCACGCAGCUUGCAGGAGGUCACUUGGCGAGGAGUUGCAGAAUUUCUCACAGCUAUCUUUGUUGGGAGCUAGAUGUCUGAUAAUGUAAUUGCCUGUUGCUGCUCCUCGCUGACCUGUGGCCGUGGACAUUAAUUCAAACAAAUUGCCUAUGAAGAGUUUUGUUGGUUAUAUAUGUUCACUUCUCAUGCUACCCUUCGAUUUCUCAAAAAAUACAACCCCAUUUUGGCUAUCUAUGGUGAUAAGCCUUUUGGCUGUUGGAACAGAAGUUCCAAUAAAGGGGUACAUUCCCUUCACCAAUUUAAACAACGGAGAACUAUUCGACAAAUUAACAGACGGAUGAGGAAAUCUUACAAAUCAGCUGAGAAAGAAUCUCUUGAUGUAAAAGUUUAUACAAGGGAUACCGUUAGAAACAUAUCAAAUAUUUUAAGGUAUUCAACUUGGGAUGUUGCUCAAGAACAGCUAAAGAAGCUCACCUUAAGAUGGGAUUCUUACACAAUCAAUCAAGUUCUCAAAACCCAUCCUCCAAUGGAAAAGGCCUGGUUGUUUUUCAAUUGGGCUUCUGGGUUGAAAGGUUUUAAGCAUGACCAGUUUACUUAUACAACCAUGCUGGAUAUUUUUGGAGAAGCUAGAAGGAUUUCGUCAAUGAACUAUGUUUUUCAGCAGAUGCAGGAGAAAGGGAUCAAGAUUGAUGCUGUUACUUACACUUCCCUUCUGCAUUGGCUUUCCAAUGAUGGGGAUUUUGAUGGGGCAGCAAAGGUUUGGAAGGAGAUGAAAGCCAAGGGAUGUCAUCCCACAGUUGUUUCUUAUACUGCGUAUAUGAAGGUUUUAUUUGAUCAGAACAGAGCGAAGGAGGCCGCUGAGGUCUACAAGGAGAUGCUUCAAUCUGGUUGUUCGCCAAAUUGUUACACAUACACAGUCUUAAUGGAGCAUCUUGCUGGUUCUGGCAAAUACAAAGCAGCUCUGGAUAUUUUCAGUAAAAUGCAGGAAUCUGGAGUACUACCUGAUAAAGCUACGUGCAACAUUUUGGUUGAGAAAUGUUGCAAAGCAGGGGAAACAUGGGCAAUGACCCAAAUUCUUCAGUAUAUGAAAGAAAAUUUCCUCGUCCUUCGUUACCCUAUAUAUCUGGAAGCACUUGAAACUCUAAAAAUUGCUGGUGAGAGUCAUGUGCUCCUUCAGCAAGUUAAUCCUCAUGUUUCUACUGAAUGCAUUAAGGAAGAGACAGACGACUUUUCUGCAGCUACUUCUGAUGUUCACUCCACAAUAGACAGAGGAGUAAUAUUAAAUUUUUUGAUGAGGAAAAAUUUUGUUGCUGUUGAUUGCUUACUUUCCAGCAUGAUGGAUAAGAAUACUCCAUUGUACUCUGGUAUUAUCUCAAUCAUCAUUGAGGCAAAUAGUGCUCAUUGCCGACCAAGUGGUGCUUUGUUGGCCUUUGAAUACAGUUUGAAAAUGGGAAUAAAUAUCGAGAGAACUGCAUAUCUUGCCUUGAUUGGUGUUUUCGUCAGAACAAAUUCAUUUCCGAAAGUUGUGGUGGUUGUUGAGGAAAUGGCGAGGGCUGGACUUUAUCCUGGAACUUAUCUGGGUGCACUGUUAAUUUAUAGGCUCGGCUGUGCUAGAGAUCCUGUUUCUGCCGCAAAGGUAUUUGAUCUAUUGCCUGACGACCAGAAGAACACGGCCACUUACACUGCUUUGAUUUAUGCCUACUUCUUUUCUAGAAAUGGUGAUAAAGGGCUUAAAGUAUUCAAGGCAAUGAAAAAUAAAGGGAUUCACGUUGCAUUGGGGACGUACGAUGUUCUAUUAGCUGGUCUUGAAAGAAGUGGCAGAAUUCGUGAAGUGGAAUUAUAUGUGAAGGAGAAGAAGUGCCUUCAAGCUGACGGACAUUCUCAAGAUAUUGUUCCCAUGGAGGAAAUAAUUUGUAACCUUCUCUUCGCCGGGGAUGUGUUUUCUUGAGUAGUUGGGAACCGAGAUCAAGCCAGUUGUUAAAUGAUUUGGGCAAGGAUUAUUAGUUGAUACGCCCAGUUCCAUGCUUCUACUUCCCAAGUUGCACAUUGUAUUAUCUGCUGUUUCUAUCUUUUGCAUUUUUCCAGUAGUUUGUACUAGGUUUUGAAAGUUGAACUUGAUUUGAUAGACUUUCUUUUACUCAAGAAAAUGUGAAGGAAGAAGAAUUAUCUAAAUUGUAUUAAUUUAAUGGAAGCCUCGUGGUGGAAUAGUAAGAGCAAAUUGGACGGCUCAUUGUUGAAGUA